Messenger RNA from Manihot esculenta (cassava), 2064 nucleotides. Its product is annotated as protein SET DOMAIN GROUP 40. The coding region runs from base 36 to 1577 and encodes 513 amino acids. Lineage: Eukaryota; Viridiplantae; Streptophyta; Magnoliopsida; Malpighiales; Euphorbiaceae. The transcript is spliced from 7 exons. The record is from RefSeq and is a predicted model, not a curated record. Gene Ontology annotation, biological process: peptidyl-lysine monomethylation. Gene Ontology annotation, molecular function: protein binding; protein-lysine N-methyltransferase activity.
UGCAGAUUGGGCCGGAUCCAAAGCUAUCCAAUUUAAUGGGCCGGGCAGGUCUGCGCCUUCUCUUGUUCCCAUAUGCAGCGCAGAUUAGAAAACUGCAAAAUUUGAACUGUCGACGGAAAGGACCCAAGGAAGAAAUGGAAGAAGCGGAGCCUGAGACACUCGAAGGGUUCUUAGCAUGGGCAGCGGAGCUUGGAAUUUCAGAUUCACUUCACAAUUUCCAGUCUCAAAAACCAAGGAUCUGUUUGGGCAAUUCUCUCGUUGUCUCUUUUUUCCCUGAUGCAGGAGGAAGAGGCUUGGGUGCAGCACGUGAUCUUAGGAAAGGAGAAUUGAUCCUUAGAGUUCCAAAGUCUGCCUUGCUAACAAGGGAUAGUUUACUAAAGGAUGGGAUACUCUCCUCUGCUGCCAAUGGCCAUCGCUGUCUCUCUCCUACUCAAAUAAUGACUGUUUGCUUAUUAUAUGAAAUGGGUAAAGGAAAGAACUCGUUUUGGUAUCCUUACUUGAAGCAUUUGCCCCGCAGUUAUGAGAUUCUAGCUACUUUCAGUGAGUUUGAAAAGCAAGCUUUGCAAGUGGAUGAUGCUGUCUGGACAACAGAAAAGGCCAUAUCGAAGGCUGAAACAGAAUGGAAACAAGCUACUUUGUUAAUGCAAGAGCUCAAGCUUAAGCCAAGACUUCUUUCUCUUAGGGCUUGGAUUUGGGCUUCUGCAACUAUAUCCUCACGGACAUUGCAUAUACCAUGGGAUGAGGUUGGGUGCCUGUGUCCUGUUGGAGAUUUGUUCAAUUAUGCUGCUCCUGGAGGGGAGUCAAAAGACAUUGAAAAUGUUGAGAAUUUGAUGCAUUCUUCUUCAUUGCAAGAUGAUUCUUUGUCAAGCGGACAUUCUACAGAUAGCUUACUGGUGGAGAGAUAUGAUGCACAGUUACAGAGGUUAACAGAUGGUGGGUAUGAUGAUGACAUUGGUGCAUAUUGCUUCUAUGCUAGGAACAAUUAUAAAAAGGGAGAGCAGGUUCUUUUAAGCUAUGGAACAUACACAAAUUUGGAGCUCCUUGAACACUAUGGGUUUCUCUUAAAUAAAAAUCCAAAUGACAAGGUUUUUAUUCCCUUGGAACCCAGUAUGUAUUCUUGCAAUUCAUGGCCGAAGGAGUCAAUGUACAUCCAUCAAGAUGGGCAACCAUCUUUUGCCUUAUUAUCUGCAUUGCGAUUAUGGACUACCCCACAGAGUCAGAGAAGAUCCAUUGGACACCUUGCUUACUCAGGUUCUCAACUUUCUGUAGAAAAUGAAAUAUCCGUCCUGAAAUGGAUAUCACAAAAUUGUCGUGUAAUUUUGAAUACUUUGCCAACAACAGUUGAGGGAGAUAGUUUGCUCUUAUUUACUAUUGACGAAAUCCAAAAUGCUGGUAAUCCCAUGGAGCUGAGAAAGUUGCUAUGCCAAUUAGAAAGCGAGGCAUGUGCUUUCUUGGAGGCUAAUAGUCUGCAAAAAGAAGAAAAUGGUGGUGAGUUGGUGCUAUCCAGAAAGACCAAAAGGUCUAUAGAACGGUGGAAAUUAGCAGUUGAAUGGAGGUUGAGAAGGGAGGGUGACUAACGACGAGGAUCUGCGAAAUUCUUUGGUUACAAGAAGUUUUCUCUCUCUUCGCUAAUGUUUUUAGCAUGAGGUUGAGCUCCUUUAGUCAUGGCGGUGGAGUCUAGCCGUGAAUAUAGAAAUCUUCUUUCUUUUUGGGAUGAUUAGAUUGAUCUUCAGUGGCCUUUUUUCUGCGUUUGCAUGGAUCUUCAAUGGCUAAGUAGCCUCCUAUUUCUGAUAGUGGUGUUUUUCUCCUUGAUUCUUUUCUGGAUUGAUAUAGCUUAUGGCUAUCAUUUUUAAGAAAAUUGCAUCUUACAAUGAUGGCCGGAGCUGAUUUGAAGUGGAGCGGCGCAUCUGAAAACUUCUGUCGGGUUUGCAACUGGUCGUGGGUCUGGAGUUUCAUUUCUUGAUUUUUUUAGUUCUAUUUUCUUUUGUAAUGGAUCUUGACUUUUCUCAUUUAAGUUGUAAUUAGACCUUGAGCUUUUUAUCUUAAUGUUUUUUUUUUUUUAAA